Messenger RNA from Hemibagrus wyckioides, 1236 nucleotides. RefSeq names its product APAF1 interacting protein (gene apip). Bases 152 to 868 code for a protein of 238 amino acids. Gene Ontology annotation, molecular function: metal ion binding; methylthioribulose 1-phosphate dehydratase activity. NCBI's taxonomy places the organism in Eukaryota, Metazoa, Chordata, Actinopteri, Siluriformes, Bagridae. The record is from RefSeq and is a predicted model, not a curated record. Gene Ontology annotation, cellular component: cytoplasm. The transcript is spliced from 7 exons.
CUUUCAUUCAGUUCGAAGAAGAAGAUGAAGCUGUAGGUUUUCAUAAAGUUCUCACCAAUCAGAAAAUAAGAUUUUGUUUGUUUGUUUGUUUGUUUGUUUGUUGUAUAACUACUUUGGUUUUAUGGUACUUUUAUUUUAUGUAAUAUAAAUAAUGGCAUCAGCUAACGGGGAUUGUAACGACGUAACUGUACCACUGGAUAAGGAACAUCCACGUGUCCUCAUCCCUGAAUUGUGCAGACUCUUCUAUCAGCUCGGAUGGGUGACAGGAACAGGAGGUGGAAUAAGCCUUAGACAUGGGGACCACAUUUAUAUCGCCCCAUCUGGAGUUCAGAAGGAAAGAAUACAGCCAGAGGACAUGUUUGUGUGUGACAUUGAGGAACAGGACAUCAGCACUCCUCCUGCAUGCAAGAAACUGAAGAAGAGCCAGUGUACGCCGCUGUUCAUGAACGCAUACACCAUGAGAGGAGCUCAAGCGGUCAUUCAUACGCACUCGAAAGCUGCUGUCAUGGCCACUUUGCUGUUUCCGGGCAAAGAGUUUCGCAUCACACACCAAGAGAUGAUCAAGGGGAUUCGCAGAGGAAACUCAGGCACAAAUUUCAGGUACGACGAGACCCUGGUGGUGCCCAUCAUCGAGAACACACCAGAGGAAAAGGACCUGAAGGAACGCAUGGCCAGAGCUAUGGAGGAGUACCCAGAAUCCUGCGCUGUGCUCGUCAGACGGCACGGAGUCUACGUGUGGGGGGAGAGCUGGGAGAAAGCCAAAACCAUGUGUGAAUGUUAUGACUACCUGUUUGACAUUGCUGUGCAGAUGAAGCAGUGUGGUUUAGAUCCAUCCGCACUUCCCACUGAAGCUAAAGGCAUUAUUUGAUCUGACUCACUGCUGACGUCUGAAUGACGCUCACAUUUCUUCGGGAGAAGCAGACAAUGAGAAACGGAAUUGAGUGACUGAAAGAUUCAGUGCUCACCAAUCAGAUAUCAGCUGACACGAAGCAUGAUACUUGUUGCAAAUGUAAUUAUGAAUGUUUACCUAAUUAAGGCUAAUAAAGUGAUAUCUGAUUGACUGUGUGCUCAUAACAGCCUGUGAAGAAACAAACGCAUCCUUUUGAUUUAUUUAGGGGUUAAAAGGCUAAAGUAAUGACUGUUAUGUAAUGUACCGACGAUAUGAAGUCACUGUCAUUAAAGGAAAUUCCUGUUAUGUCAUUAAAGGAAAUGGUGUGUGAAUUUCGAAGAAUGAAA